This is a messenger RNA of Chenopodium quinoa (quinoa), 561 nucleotides long. Its product is annotated as proline-rich receptor-like protein kinase PERK9. The record is from RefSeq and is a predicted model, not a curated record. Bases 1 to 561 code for a protein of 186 amino acids. NCBI's taxonomy places the organism in Eukaryota, Viridiplantae, Streptophyta, Magnoliopsida, Caryophyllales, Amaranthaceae. The transcript has a single exon.
AUGGCAGGGCAUAGUAGUAUGGUGAGUUUACUAUUAAUGGUUAUUAUACUGGCAACUAUGGCUUUCACCACCAAAUCCCAACCUCCGAUGGCCAUGGUGCCUGCCCUCGCGCCAGCCUCAGCAUUGCCACCGGCUAAGGUGUUUAGUGUGGCAUUAUUUUUUCUCAACAUAUCCCAAACAGAACUACUACCAACCCCACCAAUGCUGGUGCCUCCUCCUCCUCCAACUCCAAGGUCGAUUCCCCCUCCACCUCCGUCGCCAAUCAUGGAACCACCUGAAGAGGAUUCCCCUCCUUUAGAGGCUCCAUCGCCAAUCAUGGAACCACCUGAAGAGGAUUCCCCUCCUUUAGAGGCUCCAUCGCCGUCAGAUGACUCAGAUGGUAAUAUCAAUGACAAUCCACAACCAUCUCCGUCCCUUCCACCAGAUGAGGGGACUGAUCCAUUGCCAGAUCCUAUACUCGCUCCUAAUCCACCACCGCCACCAAUACCAUCACCAUCACCACCACCACCAGUUACUGAUCCAGAAGAGGAUGCUACACCGAUGCCACCAUCAGAAGAAUAG